Brienomyrus brachyistius is the source of this 2247-nucleotide messenger RNA. Its product is annotated as endoplasmic reticulum membrane adapter protein XK-like. The transcript has 3 exons. The record is from RefSeq and is a predicted model, not a curated record. Bases 569 to 1975 code for a protein of 468 amino acids. Gene Ontology annotation, cellular component: membrane. Lineage: Eukaryota; Metazoa; Chordata; Actinopteri; Osteoglossiformes; Mormyridae.
AGAAUAAUAAAACCAAACGUUUACAUGAAUAUACCGCGAUCUUAACGAUGUCGUUUCUGAAAAUGAAAAACCACGCACUAUACCCUUAUUUUUGUAGUAUUUGGUAUAAAGCGAUACUGAAACAUGGGCACUUAUUAAAAGAAGACGUCACGUCGUUCCGCUCCGUGAAUGAAUGUCCUUCCAAACCAGGAAACAUUCAGCUUUCGCAGCAUAUUUAACUUUUUCGUUACUGUGACAGUAGAUGGGUGGAGUUUACUGACAUUUAUGAUCACUUUCGUCUUGCUUCGCAACAUGGGCUUAACUAUUAAAUGCUAAAAUGAGAUUUUUAUAGCAAGAAAUAUGCGAACGAUAUAGUAGCUUUAGCGCAUUGUACACAGUUUUGAGUCACUAAAACAGUUUCUUUAGCAAGUUACUUAAUCGUUCAUUGUCGAGACAGGUGCGGUAUGGAAAAGUUAGGGGCAUUCAGAUGUAUGUGAGGUAGUAGAUGUCUUAUUUAUCAUCGAUUUGUGUUGAUUUUUUUGCUUAAAAAACAUUGAAGGGUUGCAGUUCUUUAGUUUUAACGUCGGAAAUGUGCGAGGACAUUAACAAAGGAAGCCUGGAUGCAGAAGAGCCUUACUUUAAGCAUGUUACCGGCGUUAAUAAGGGUCCCCCCCCGGUUAGCGUCAUGAUCGCGACCGCGCUGUAUGUCGCCGAGCUGGUCAACGCCGCGGUUCUCUGCAAAAUGUACAGCGACACCAACGACCGGUUCUGGAUGGGCUUCACCAUCACCUUCAUGCUGGUGCCGUCUCUUGUGACACAGUUAACACUCACUUUCAUCCAUCGAGACUUGGAAAGCGACCGUCCACUGGUUUUGUGUUUGCAUCUCCUCCUAUUGGGACCGCUUAUCAGGUGUAUUGAGGCCUUAGUGAUAUACUUCCAGGCGGGCGAAACUGAGGAGCCGUAUGUCACCAUUUCCAGGAAGAUCAAGCUGACGGGAAGACAGACCACGCCCACGGAGAGGGAGAUCAGCCAAUCAGAGCGCAAGCUGGCGACCUAUCGCAAUGCUGCCAAACGCUCCGCCAUCAUCCAGGCGUUCCUGGGCUCGGCACCACAGCUGAUGCUGCAGCUGUACGUCAGUAUCCAGGAGAAGUCCAUGCUCCCUGCCCGAGUGUCCCUCAUCACCAUAAAUCUCCUCUCCAUCACCUUUGGCACCCUGGUCUGCAAUGUCUUAGCCAUAGAGAUCAAAUACGACGACUAUAAAAUCCGCCUGCAGCCUCGUGCCUACGUCUGCAUGGUGCUGUGGCGGGGGCUGGAGAUCGCCACCCGCACCAUAGCACUGGUGCUCUUUAGCACGGCACUGAAGUUCUGGGUGAUGCCCAUUGGAUUCUGCAACCUGCUAAUCUUCUUCACCCUUCCUUGGGUGCUGUUCUGGAAGAAGAGGGCAUCGCUUCCUGACUCACUGGAGAAAAACCUCAGCAAGUUCGGCACCAUAGUUGCACUCUGCCUGAUUACGUUCCUCUACGCUUGCAUCAACACUUUCUGCUACUCGGCAAUCCAGCUGGACCUGGCCCAUCGGGACCUGAUCGAAAAGCGCAUGAGCUGGGUCCAGAUCGCCACGUAUUACAGCCUCCGCUUUGCGGAGAACACCUUCCUGGUCGUCAUGUGGUAUUUUUUCAAGUCGGACUUCUACGAGUACAUUUGCGCACCGAUGCUUGUGCUCCAGCUGGUGGUUUGCUACAUCUUGGCUGUGACUUUCAUGAUGGUCUUCUACCAGUACUGUCAUCCCUGUCGCCACCUCUUCAGUCACAACGUGGCUGACUGCCUUCGCUGCGCCUGCUGUCAAAGAGAGACCGGGCCAGCAGUGCCCGUUGACGUCAUCGUUUCUGAUCAUGUGACGGAGGAUGACAGACCAUGCCUGUUUGGGAACCGCCGGUACACCAAGACGUGCUCAACUGUUGGCAUUUUUCCGCUGCUACCUGCAGUCCGAGUCCCGUGAGAGCCAUUCCACUUUGUAGGAAGGGUCGGUGUUUUUAACUUUUGUACAUUAUUUACAUUUUCCACAUGGACUCCCACAACUUGCAGGCUAAUGUCACAUAAAUGGCCAAAUUAUAUGACUGUCUGUUAUUCAGCGCAUUAAAAUAUGACCAUGCCUCUGAAUUUCUGAAACAUUUGUUGUUUAAUUGCUUAUCAAUGUUUAUAGACAGCAACAUUGUUCAAUGUAAUGUUGCAAAAAUGCACUACGUAAAUAAAAAUGAAUAUACUAAUUAA